Messenger RNA from Ailuropoda melanoleuca (giant panda), 5569 nucleotides. RefSeq lists its product as uncharacterized. Gene Ontology annotation, molecular function: calcium ion binding. The record is from RefSeq and is a predicted model, not a curated record. Gene Ontology annotation, cellular component: plasma membrane. NCBI's taxonomy places the organism in Eukaryota, Metazoa, Chordata, Mammalia, Carnivora, Ursidae. Gene Ontology annotation, biological process: homophilic cell-cell adhesion.
GCAGAGGGUGUGCUCUGGGGAGGGCCCGCCCAAGACCGACCUCAUGGCCUUCAGCCCCAGCCUUCCACCUGGUCCCAUUGGCGGGGAUAGAGAAGAGCAGCUGAAUGUGGACGUUGAUCUUUCUGCUAAAGUUUCCUAGAUCAGAGGGUUCUCUGAAGUCUUCAACACCAGGAAUAUGAAAUCCAAAGAUGAAGACUGUGUCAUCAUUAAUAACUACUUUCCCCCAUUCUCAGGAACACAUAAAAUCUGUUGAGAAUUUUCUAAUCAACACUUAACAAUUCUAUGUUUACAAAGUGUAUGCACGUUAACUAUAGCUGGGUCUCUCUAAAUACUUAAAACCUGUGUGAAAAAAGGAUUUCCACUGAAGUAAAAACUGCCCCCGUGGUGAAACUAAGGAUCAUAAUCAACAGUACAAACCGUGGACCUUAGUAGUAUAAAAUGUGCUUCUAUUUUUCAACGGCGUUAAAGUAUGCGGAAUGGCUGAAAGAAAAAGACUUACCGGUAUCAGAAUCCAUUACUUACGGUUUGGAGCCACAUGAUGUCGCUCUGUACCAUAAAACUGAUGUACAGAGAAAGAAAAAAAUCCCUUCUGUUCUAAUAAGGAAGCUGCGUCUACCAUCCAGAUGCUGAGAAAUGGAGGAUACAGCGGCGCUAGACUGAACAGUUAGAAAAUUUUUCUUGAUUUUGGAACAAGAUCCCUUAGUGAAAACAAAGCACUGCGGGCUGGAGAUGGAGUUUUCCUGGGGAAGCAGCCAGGAAUCCCGGCGUCUGCUGCUCUCACUUCUGUUCCUCGCAGCCUGGAAAGCAGGGAGUGGCCAGGUUCACUACUCCGUCCUGGAGGAGGCCAAACACGGCACCUUCGUCGGCCGCAUCGCCCAGGAUUUGGGGCUGGAGCUGGCGGAGCUGGUGCCGCGCCUGUUCCGGGUGGCGUCCAAAGGCCACGGGGACCUUCUGGAGGUAAAUCUGCAGAAUGGCAUUUUGUUUGUGAAUUCUCGGAUCGACCGGGAGGAGCUGUGCGGGCGGAGUCUGGAGUGCAGCAUCCACCUGGAGGUGAUCGUGGACAGGCCGCUGAAGGUUUUCCAUGUGGAGGUGGAGGUGAAGGACAUUAACGACAAUCCUCCUAUGUUCCCUGCAACACAAAAGAAUUUAUUUAUGGCAGAAUCCAGGCCUAUUGACUCUCGGGUUCCACUAGAGGGCGCAUCCGAUGCAGAUAUCCGGGCCAACGCUAUGCUGACCUACACACUGAGCCCUAAUGAGUAUUUUUCGCUGGAAAAACCGAACGAUGACGAGCGGGUGAAACGUCUUGGGCUACUGUUAAGGAAAUCUUUAGACAGGGAAGAAGCUCCGGAGAUUUUUUUAGUGCUCACAGCCACUGAUGGCGGCACACCUGAGCUGACUGGCACUGUUCAGUUAUUAAUUAAAGUGCUGGACGCCAAUGACAAUGCCCCAGCUUUCGACAGAACACUCUAUGUCGUGAAAUUGCCAGAAAAUACUCCUAAUGGAACGUUGGUAAUGAAACUUAACGCCUCAGAUUUAGAUGAAGGCUCGAAUGCGGACAUUAUUUAUUCAUUCUCAACUGAUAUUUUACCAAAUGUGGAGUCCAAGUUUCACAUAGAUCCAAUUACUGGAGAAAUUAUGGUAAAGGGAUAUAUCGAUUUUGAAGAAAGCAAAUCCUAUGAAAUUCUUGUAGAGGGUAUUGAUAAAGGACAACCCCCACUCUCUGGACAUUGUACAGUUAUGGUGGAAGUUGAGGACACCAACGAUAAUGUCCCAGUAAUGGAAUUCAAGUCCUUGUUGCUGCCAAUCAGAGAAGACGCUCCAUUAGGCACGGUCAUCGCCCUGGUCAGCGUGUCCGACCGUGACUCUGGCGCCAAUGGGCAGUUGACCUGCAUCCUGUCACCCCACGUUCCCUUCAAGCUGGUGUCCACUUUCAAGAAUUACUAUUCGCUGGUGCUGGACAGCGCCCUGGACCGAGAGAGCGUGGAGAACUAUGAACUGGUGGUGACAGCGCGAGAUGGGGGAUCGCCUUCGCUGUCCACCACAGCUAGCAUGUACGUGGAAGUGGCCGACGUGAACGACAACGCGCCGGCAUUCGCGCAGCCCGAGUACACGGUGUUCGUGAAGGAGAACAACCCGCCCGGCUGCCACAUCUUCACGGUGUCUGCGCGCGACGCCGACGCGCAGGAGAACGCGCUGGUGUCCUACUCGCUGGUGGAGCGGCGCGUGGGCGAGCGCGCGCUGUCGAGCUACGUGUCGGUGCACGCGGAGAGCGGCAAGGUGUACGCGCUGCAGCCGCUGGACCACGAGGAGCUGGAGCUGCUGCAGUUCCAAGUGAGCGCGCGCGACGCGGGCGUGCCUCCGCUGGGCAGCAACGUGACGCUGCAGGUGUUCGUGCUGGACGAGAACGACAACGCGCCCGCGCUGCUGCCGCUGCGGCCUGGGGCGGGCGGCGCGGGCGGCGCGCUGAGCGAGCUGGUGUCGCGGUCGGUGGGCGCGGGCCACGUGGUGGCGAAGGUGCGCGCGGUGGACGCGGACUCUGGCUACAACGCGUGGCUGUCGUAUGAGCUGCAGCCGGCGGCGGGGGGCGCGCGCAGCCCGUUCCGCGUGGCGCUGUACACGGGCGAGAUCAGCACGACGCGCAGCCUGGACGAGGCGGACUUGGCGCGCCAGCGCCUGCUGGUGCUGGUGAAGGACCACGGCGAGCCGGCGCUGACGGCCACGGCCACCGUGCUGCUGUCGCUGGUGGAGAGCGGCCAGGCGCCAAAGGCGUCGUCGCGGGUGUUGGCGGGCGCGGCGGGCGCGGAGGCGGCGCUGGUGGAUGUCAACGUGUACCUGAUCAUCGCCAUCUGCGCCGUGUCCAGCCUGUUGGUGCUGACGCUGCUGCUGUACACGGCGCUGCGGUGCUCGGCGCCGCCCACGGAGGGCGCGUGCGGGCCUGGGAAGCCCACGCUCGUGUGCUCCAGCGCGGUGGGGAGCUGGUCGUACUCGCAGAGGCGGCAGAGGGUGUGCUCUGGGGAGGGCCCGCCCAAGACCGACCUCAUGGCCUUCAGCCCCAGUGUACCUGACUCUAGGGACAGAGAGGAUCUGCAACAAGCAACUGGAGAGUCCCUUUCAAAGAGAAAGGAAAAGGCUACUCCGUUUUUUACUCUCCUCCUGAAGCUGAAAAGAGAAGAAGUCCUGGUUCCCUGCGCCUGCUGCUCUGGCUUCUACUGUUCGCAGUCUGGGACCGGGAGUGGCCAGGUCCACUACUCGGUCCUGGAGGAGGUCAAACACGGCACCUUCGUGGGCCGCAUCGCGCAAGACCUGGGGCUGGAGCUGGCGGAGCUGGUGCCGCGCCUGUUCCGGGUGGCGUCCAAAGGUCAUAGAGACCUUCUGGAGGUAAAUCUGCAGAAUGGCAUUUUGUUUGUGAAUUCUCGGAUCGACCGGGAGGAGCUGUGCGGGCGGAGCGCGGAGUGUAGCAUCCACCUGGAGGUGAUCGUGGACAGGCCGCUGCAGGUUUUCCAUGUGGAGGUGGAGGUGAAGGACAUUAACGACAACCCGCCAAGGUUCUUCCGACAGGAACAAAGAUUAUUUAUUUUAGAGUCAAGAGUAGUGGAUUCCCGGUUUCCGCUAGAGGGCGCAUCUGAUAUGGAUGUUGGAGUAAACGCAGAAUUGAGAUACAAAUUAAAUCCUAAUGAAUAUUUUGACUUGGAUGUUAAAGCAAAUGAAGAAGAAACAAACAUUUUAGAGCUAGUCUUAAAGAAGGCAGUAGAUCGAGAAGAAAUCCAGGAACAUCUUUUAUUACUGACUGCAAUUGAUGGAGGAAAACCUGAACUAACAGGUACAGUUCAAUUAUUGAUCAACGUAUUGGAUGCGAAUGAUAAUGCCCCUAAAUUUGAUAAAUCAAUUUAUAAUAUCAGAUUAUUAGAAAAUGCACCGAAUGGGACAUUAGUUAUUAAACUGAACGCCUCAGAUGCAGAUGAAGGCAUUAAUAAGGAAAUAGUAUACCUCUUUAGUGAUCUUGUUCUUGACAACGUCAAAUCUAAAUUUGUAAUCGAUUCGAAUAGUGGGGAAAUAACAGUUACGGGAGAACUGGAUUACGAAGUCUGUAAUUUAUACGAAAUUAAUAUUGAUGCUGUAGAUAGAAGUCCAUUCCCAUUAACUGGACACUGCAAAGUAAUAGUAAAACUUCUGGAUGAGAAUGAUAACACCCCAGAGAUGGUCAUAACUUCCAUAUCUCUGCCGGUCCAAGAGGACGCUUCAGUGGGUACCGUCAUCGCCCUGAUUAGUUUGUCCGACCGAGACUCCGGUCUCAAUGGGCAGGUGACCUGCACCCUGUCGCCCGACGUUCCCUUCAAGCUGUUGUCCACUUUCAAGAAUUACUAUUCGCUGGUGCUGGAAAGCGCCCUGGACCGAGAGAGCGUGGAGAACUAUGAACUGGUGGUGACAGCGCGAGAUGGGGGAUCGCCUUCGCUGUCCACCACAGCUAGCAUGUACGUGGAAGUGGCUGACGUGAACGACAACGCGCCUGCAUUCGCGCAGACCGAGUACACAGUGUUCGUGAAGGAGAACAACCCGCCCGGCUGCCACAUCUUCACGGUGUCUGCGCGCGACGCCGACGCGCAGGAGAACGCGCUGGUGUCCUACUCGCUGGUGGAGCGGCGCGUGGGCGAGCGCGCGCUGUCGAGCUACGUGUCGGUGCACGCGGAGAGCGGCAAGGUGUACGCGCUGCAGCCGCUGGACCACGAGGAGCUGGAGCUGCUGCAGUUCCAAGUGAGCGCGCGCGACGCGGGCGUGCCUCCGCUGGGCAGCAACGUGACGCUGCAGGUGUUCGUGCUGGACGAGAACGACAACGCGCCCGCGCUGCUGCCGCUGCGGCCUGGGGCGGGCGGCGCGGGCGGCGCGCUGAGCGAGCUGGUGUCGCGGUCGGUGGGCGCGGGCCACGUGGUGGCGAAGGUGCGCGCGGUGGACGCGGACUCUGGCUACAACGCGUGGCUGUCGUAUGAGCUGCAGCCGGCGGCGGGGGGCGCGCGCAGCCCGUUCCGCGUGGCGCUGUACACGGGCGAGAUCAGCACGACGCGCAGCCUGGACGAGGCGGACUUGGCGCGCCAGCGCCUGCUGGUGCUGGUGAAGGACCACGGCGAGCCGGCGCUGACGGCCACGGCCACCGUGCUGCUGUCGCUGGUGGAGAGCGGCCAGGCGCCAAAGGCGUCGUCGCGGGUGUUGGCGGGCGCGGCGGGCGCGGAGGCGGCGCUGGUGGUCAACGUGUACCUGAUCAUCGCCAUCUGCGCCGUGUCCAGCCUGUUGGUGCUGACGCUGCUGCUGUACACGGCGCUGCGGUGCUCGGCGCUGCCCACGGAGGGCGCGUGCGGGCCUGGGAAGCCCACGCUCGUGUGCUCCAGCGCGGUGGGGAGCUGGUCGUACUCGCAGCAGAGGCGGCAGAGGUGUGCUCUGGGGAGGGUCCGCCCAAGACCGACCUCAUGGCCUUCAGCCCCAGCCUACCUCAGGGUCCCAGCUCUGCAGACACUCCGCAUGAUGUCGCUGUCUACCAUGAAGUCAAUCUAGUUAUUACAGUAUGCAAAAUCCAUUC